Molecule: messenger RNA, 1326 nt
Organism: Capsella rubella
Lineage: Eukaryota; Viridiplantae; Streptophyta; Magnoliopsida; Brassicales; Brassicaceae
Product: UDP-glucose 4-epimerase 2
Exons: 9
Coding region: 113-1165 (350 amino acids)
Biological process (GO): rRNA processing; galactose metabolic process
Cellular component (GO): cytosol
Molecular function (GO): RNA binding; UDP-glucose 4-epimerase activity
Source: RefSeq, a predicted model, not a curated record
CUUAUAAAAACCCUCUCUCGCUCGCUUGCUUGCUUGCUCGAUCCCCCCAACCAAACCAAAACGCUCUUUUCGAAACGUUCUCCGAGCAAAAGUAUUAUAUUCUCCUUUAACGAUGGCUAAGAACAUUCUGGUUACCGGCGGCGCUGGCUACAUCGGAAGUCAUACUGUUCUUCAACUGCUCAACGGUGGUUACUCCGCCGUCGUUGUUGACAAUUACGACAAUUCCUCAGCUGCUUCUCUCCAGCGCGUCAAAAAACUCGCCGGCGAUAACGGAAACCGCCUCUCCUUCCACCAGGUGGAUCUCAGAGACAGGCCUGCGCUUGAGAACAUUUUCUCAGAAACUAAGUUUGAUGCAGUGAUACACUUUGCUGGACUUAAAGCAGUAGGUGAGAGUGUGGAGAAGCCUUUGCUCUAUUAUAAUAAUAAUCUUGUUGGGACUAUUACUCUUUUGGAGGUUAUGGCUCAAUACGGCUGCAAAAACCUUGUGUUUUCGUCGUCAGCUACUGUCUAUGGCUGGCCUAAAGAGGUUCCUUGCACUGAGGAGUCUCCUAUUUCUGCCACGAAUCCAUAUGGCCGUACGAAGCUUUUUAUCGAAGAAAUUUGCCGGGAUGUACAUCGUUCUGACCCUGAAUGGAAGAUCAUAUUGCUUAGAUACUUCAACCCUGUUGGUGCUCAUCCUAGUGGCUACAUUGGUGAAGAUCCUCUUGGAGUUCCCAACAAUCUCAUGCCUUAUGUCCAACAAGUUGCUGUUGGCCGGAGACCUCACCUCACUGUGUUUGGAACCGACUACAAGACUAAGGACGGUACAGGGGUUAGAGAUUACAUUCAUGUCAUGGACUUAGCUGAUGGACAUAUAGCCGCUCUGCGUAAGCUAGAUGAUCUCAAAAUCAGUUGUGAGGUAUACAAUCUUGGAACGGGUAAUGGAUCAUCAGUCCUAGAAAUGGUCGCUGCCUUUGAAAAGGCAUCCGGAAAGAAAAUCUCGUUGGUGAUGGCUGGACGACGUCCUGGAGAUGCUGAAGUUGUUUAUGCCUCAACGGAAAAAGCAGAACGCGAACUAAAUUGGAAGGCUAAGUAUGGGAUAGAGGAGAUGUGUAGAGAUCUAUGGAAUUGGGCAAGCAAUAACCCUUACGGCUACAAUUCCUCCUCCAAUGGCUCCUCUUCAUAAUUCUCCUUUUCAUUUCUUAAUUUUGCAAUCUUUUUUUUUCUUAGUUAUUCGUACUUUUAUAAACACAUGAAAGCUACAGAAGAUAAGAAGGCUGACAAAGUAGAGUACCCAAACUUUGGAAGACAAUGAAAAUUCGUGUACUAUUAGUUAUUUAUCAUAUA